AUGUACAAAACAGGUGACCGAGAAGAAAUUGAUGACCUCAUCGACUUCCUCGACGCCUUCUUAAAAGAAGAACAUAUCGAUGACCUUGAAAACUACCUUUUGAACGAGCUCCAAUUUGCAAAUAUCGAGGCUCCGGUGGAAGUCCUUAAGCAUGAUUCUUACCACAUUGCAAGUCUCUUAUUUUGGGAGGUGUUUGGGCUGGAUCGCUUCAAAGUAGUGUCUUCAGUUGCCAGAGAAGAGAUUGUAGCCCUUUGGGGAAGGUUUAUAAAAACCAUACAAGUGAGAGCCGUGCUUGACUUUCUUCCUUUAAAACGUUUUGUUCUGAUAAUGGAAGAUACGGGCUCUUUGGAAGUUCUAACAACAGCGGUGAAUAUUCUCGUGUGGUUGAUAUCUGAGGAUGAUAGUGAAGAAUCAUCGGACUUUCUUGACUAUACUCAGUUCCUCGGGGAAGUGCUUAAAUGGUACUUGACUGAAAGUUCAGCUGGUGAGUGUGUGGAUUCCUUGUAUGAAUUGCUUCACGAAUGUAUCGAUGACUCUUUAGAUAUUGCAAUUGAAUUCAUAGACAAGUCUAUUGAUCAGCUACCUCUGGUAUAUGAUUUUGCCAUGAUGGAGAGGUACCGGGAAGUAUUUGAGAUUGUGCUAAGUCGAGAACUUGAGAUUCCAGAAUCUCUUCUCCUCAAGGUGGUUUACGUGGCUGAGUUGGAGAUAUUCAGCAAGCAAGUUAAGGAUCUAGAGACGCUUAUGGAAUUCUACACUGCCUUGUGGGAGCUUCUGGAAAAAUCACCAAAGAAUUCUGUGGAACGAAUAAUUCAAAAGCUCAGUUUCAAAGAGCCCGAGCACCUCAAGGUUUUGGAGAUUUUCGAUUACAGCUUCAUCGAGGAGAAGUGUACAUUCUUCAAUGAGAAGCUCCAACUGUUAAAGCUAUCAAAAGACAUGUACGCAAAAAAGGCAAUUUGGAGAACAAUGAAAAAUCCAGAAUUUUUUGCCAUGUUUGCUAAAAACGGGCAGUUGUCCAUGGAUGAGUUUGGGCAAAUGGAGGAGCCUCUACUCUACGAGUACCUAAAUAACCUAUCUCAACACACCCAUUCCCAUGAGUACCUUCUUGAAAAUACGACAGGAGUGAUAAGGGUGUUUUGGAUGAUAAUGAAAGAUGAUCCUUUGGACGAGGGAGCUUGA
This is a messenger RNA of Candidozyma duobushaemuli, 1176 nucleotides long. RefSeq lists its product as uncharacterized. NCBI's taxonomy places the organism in Eukaryota, Fungi, Ascomycota, Pichiomycetes, Serinales, Metschnikowiaceae. The record is from RefSeq and is a predicted model, not a curated record. Bases 1 to 1176 code for a protein of 391 amino acids. The transcript is spliced from 2 exons.